CAUUUCAGUCUGGUCCAUCUUCAACUGAUUCCUGGCUUCUAUCAUCUAGAAUAAUUCUCCGUAUAAUAUUACAUAAACCCUAACGGUUAUUGGCUUCCGUCAUCGCUCGUUGAUCGAGCUGCUCCCCAGGGGUUUACACCCUAAACCCUUCUAUACGUUGUUGGGCAGUUCAACUCUCUGAAGAUGGUGAAGAAAAGCAAGAAGAGUAAGAGCAAGAGGGUAUCCCUGAAGAACAAGUACAAGGUUAUACGGAAGGUGAAGGAGCACCACAAGAAAAAGGCUAAGGAGGCGAAGAAGGCGGGCCUCCACCGCAAGUCCAAGGUUGAGAAGGACCCCGGCAUCCCCAACGACUGGCCCUUCAAGGAACAAGAGCUCAAGGCUCUAGAAGAUCGUCGUAAUAGAGCCCUCGAGGAACUGGAGCUGAAGAAAGCUGCCCGCAAAGAGAGGGCUAAGAAGCGAAAAUUGGGUCUUCUUGAGGAUGACGACUUGUCGAAACUUGCAGACAUGGCUUCUACAAAAGAGCAGAAGUUUGUCGCCGAAACUAUUGGUGAUGGUCUUGUAGCCGUUGGUAAAAAACUUGAUAACUCUGAUCGGGCCUUCUACAAGGAAUUAGUCAGAGUUAUUGAAGCUUCUGAUGUUAUAUUGGAAGUCCUUGAUGCCAGAGAUCCACUUGGUACCCGAUGCAUUGACAUGGAAAACAUGGUUAUGAGAUCAGGGCCUGACAAACGUCUUGUAUUGCUCCUUAAUAAAAUUGAUCUAGUCCCUAGGGAAGCUGUUGAAAAGUGGCUCAAAUAUCUCCGGGAGGAAUUCCCAGCUGUUGCUUUCAAGUGUAACACUCAAGAGCAAAAGUCAAACUUGAGUUGGAAAUCCUCAAAAGCUAAAAAGACUGCCAAUCAGUUGCAGACAAGUGAUUGCCUUGGUGCAGAAACACUAUUAAGUUUGCUGAAAAAUUACUCAAGAAGCCAUGAAAUCAAAAAAUCUAUUACUGUGGGGAUUAUUGGUUUGCCGAAUGUUGGAAAAAGUAGUUUGAUUAAUAGCUUGAAGAGGUCACAUGUUGUCAAUGUUGGCUCUACGCCAGGUUUAACAAGAUCCAUGCAAGAAGUCCAUUUAGACAAGAAUGUUAAGCUUCUUGACUGCCCUGGUGUUGUUAUGCUUAGAUCUGCUGAGAAUGAUGCAUCUAUUGCUCUACGCAAUUGCAAGAGAAUAGAAAAGUUAGAAGACCCGAUCGGUCCAGUGAAGGAGAUUCUCAAACGUUGUCCUGCUAAAACCUUGGUAACAUUAUACAAGAUUCCCAUCUUUGAAACAGCGGAUGAUUUUCUCCAUAAGGUUGCCACUAUAAGGGGUAGACUUAAAAAGGGUGGCAUUGUUGACAUUGAUGCAGCAGCAAGGAUAGUUCUACACGACUGGAAUGUUGGUAAGAUUCCGUAUUAUACAAUGCCCCCUGUGAGGAAUGAUGUAGAGCAUUCAGAAAUUAGGAUUGUAUCAGAAUUGGGGAAAGAAUUCAACGUAGAUGAAGUUUAUGGCAGUGAAUCUUCUUUCAUUGGCAGCCUCAAGUCUGUGAAUGAGUUCCACCCAGUUGAGGUCCCAUCCAACUGCCCGGUUAACUUUGAUGAGAGCAUGCUUGAGGACAAUCCACAACAACCUGAAAGUAUAGAUAUAAAAGACCAAAAGGGAGAUGAUGAACCCAUGGAUUCAGGAGAAGAGGAUGGAGGUGGCAAAAGCGGCAGUAGCAAGCAAAAUGAGAAGUUAUACACCGAUGAGGGUAUCUUGAAUACCAAAAUGAGAAAAGCUGAGAAGAGAAGGAAGAAAAAGGAUAAGGAUUCCUCGGCAAUGGAAGAUGAAGAUUAUGAUUUCAAGGUGGAUUAUGUCAAACACAACUCCGCCAUGGAUGUUAGUGAGAAUGCCGUUACUGGUGAUACAGGUGGUAAUAAAAACCGAUUUGAGCUACCUUCAGGAGUUAUGUUGGAGAAUGAAUAGUGUAGAAUUUGCAGGGUAAACUAUAUUUCAAAGAUAUGAGCAAGAAUGGAAUCACAAUGCAAUAGAUAUGGAGUGUUUUAUUUAUUCCAAUUGGUGAACCUUUUCUGUGUAGUGAAGUUUUGGUUAGAUCUUGUGUCUUUAGUUCUUUACCUUGUAAUUGCCACUAAAGAGGGCACAAUAUGCUGAAAAAUACUCAUUUCAUUCUUGUAUUUUUUGCACUUCGUUUUCAAUUUAUACAAUUUUCAUUUGAAUAUGAGUAAUUAUUUUUGGAUUUGAAGAAUGCUGGAUUGCUCAUUGGAUAUUGGGAUUUGGGACACUACACACAAAUACAUAAUUACCUCUUCAA
This is a messenger RNA of Cuscuta europaea, 2323 nucleotides long. Lineage: Eukaryota; Viridiplantae; Streptophyta; Magnoliopsida; Solanales; Convolvulaceae. The record is from the annotation of a GenBank genome assembly.